AUGCCGGCUCAUGAUACGAAAAUAAUUGCCAAUGGAGGUCUUGGAGGUCUGGUACGUGCAGAACUCGCUGCUGGAGAUCAAGCACAGGACAAGAUGGACGCCAAGAUUGUAUCCAAAUUUCGUCGUCGACCUCCCCCCCUUCGGAUCUCGAGUGGUUGUGAAGCAGCAAGUUUAUCACCCGGUUUGGCUCCAGCAGCAUCAAGCUCGGGCCUUGGAGGCCUCUUGACUCCCAAGACACCCACUGACCGCCGUAAAUAUUCACUACUCGGAGUUGAUAUCGAGGGCGGUGCUUCACCUCUAACACCGCGCUACAACCCUGCUGCACCUUGGACACCGGGCGCUCCCCUGCCAGAAACGCCAGCGAGCCCGACCUCACCCUAUUCACAGAUAACGGCAGAGUUGCCAGGUUCCCUUCUCUUAGCAAGCCAAGGUUUCCCGCAAACAAACCCCAUAUCACCUCCGCCAUCUCUUCGAUUGCUUCGUAGAGACACCGAAGAAUCCAUCAUCAGUUCGGUGCCAACACUCUCAACCUCCGCGUCUACCGAUGACGGGACAAUGGAAGCUCUGCGAAACUUGACCACGCCUAUGAGAAAGCACGACCGAUCUGCACAUAGCACAAUGCCUUCUUACACCAUCGGCAGCCGCGUCCCUGCAGAUCUACAAAUUACACAGCCAUUCACUGCAAUGACCAUCGAAGCCAUGCUAGAUAAACUGCCCGAAUGCGACCAUGUGACCAUAUCCCGGCAUUGGCUUCCCGCCAUGCGCAGUCAGUUACAGCAGAUGACUUCUCUGCUUAACGAAGCAUGCAAUUUGAAGCUCGAGUCAAGUGUCCAUCAGGCACUCAAAUCCUUCUCCGACCAACUGCAUUUGAUCACUGCCGAGUAUCACAAAAUCGUCGAGUCUGCCGAAUCGCUUGCUGAACGUGAUACCAGGGUCUCUCACGAACAACUAAAGGAGCUCGAGGGACAGGUAGGACAAGCUUUGGGGAGGAUGGCGGUGAAAGACAAGGAGAUUCAAGAUAAAGAACGAAGAAUCUCAGAGCUUCGAAAUACAGUCCACGAAGUCACCCGGAUUUUGGGCACCUUCAUCGAGAACAACAUCGCCAGCUGGGUCGAUACCAUCCACGAGCCUAGGACUCUACAAGUUCUUCGAAUAUUAUCGGACUACACACGGGACGAGCCUCACGAGUCUGUCGAUUACGUCCGUGUUGCCGAGGACACGCUGAAUCAAUAUAUUCGAGAUUCACGCGAAGCGCGCAACCUCGUUGGAGAGUAUCGCAAGGUAUUGCACGGUCAGGGAGCCAUGAUCAGGGAUCAAUCCAGAAACCUCGACGCAUGUGUGCAGAAGUGCAACAAGGCAGUCAGACUCGUACAGGAAAAGGAUCACGAAAUAUUGCUCCUUGUACAACAAAACGAUGAUCUGAGCAAACAGCUACAGGAAUGUCGAGCUGCUGUAGCAGAGGGCCAGCAGGCCCGUACGGACUCGGAGAAGAUGGUGCGGAGAUAUGAAGAGCUGCGAGGGGCCAUGGUCAGCUUGCGAACGAGCCACACGCUGGAAAUCGAUCAACGCGACGCCGAGAUAUCGAACCUUCGUCAAAAGCUGGGUAGUGCCCGCGAGGAGGUUUUCGCGCGACGAGAGGACGUCAAGAACGUCAUCUCCCAAGCUAACGCCAUGCUACAAGUGUCCACCGAGUCGGUCCCAGUGGCUGCUAAGAACAGCAACACCUCCAAAGCCUUGAGAUUCUUCGGAAUGGAAAGAGACAAAGAAAAAUACAGGAAGGGCACCAUCCCCACAAGCUACAGCAUGGUCGGACUUCCCUCGUCGGAUUCGAGGUUCUCAUCCAAGGAGGUAGCCUCCAUUGACCGGGCCGCACUUCGGCACAGACCUUCACUACAGACACAUACCAACCCACGACUGCUGACAACUCCGAACACGCCCAUUGACGACUCUCAAGGCUCGAACGAGUCUAUCAUGACAGCACCAGUGACCAGGCAGCGCUCCGACUCACUCGGUGCAACACAACGCCACGGCGUUCUGACUGCAUCUCCCGUCAACACGGACAAGUCGCUUCCUCACCCGCCAGCGCAUCCGAGGCCACAUCUCCCGGUGGCUCGAGUUGCCGAAAUCACUCCGUCGCUCGAGAGCCCUCUCGCCGCACAGAUCACGGCAGAUUACUUCAAGAACGGAAUCAUGGGACAAACUGCUGCACGGCGUGUGCUAAGCAAAAUCACCGAGGUCUCCGAUGUGCUAUCAUCUCCAGAAAGUGGCCUUCAGAAAGAGCGAAUUCUCGAUGAAAAUAAAUCAGACCACAGCGUCGCCAGCAGCGACCGUGAAGUCUACCGCAAGAGCAUAUGUGCGUUGGAUAUGUUAAACUCAACGGGAGGACUACCCUACAGCGAGACGGAAACAGACAUUGAACGAAUCAUCCGUGGUGUACGUCCGAGGAGUCCACCAGAGCCCAGCCACUUCCACCACCACCAAGCAUACGAAGCCAAUGACAACGAAGGAGGACAACAGCAGCAAGACGAUUAUGACGAAGAACAAAUGUACACAGGUGUGGCCCGCGUGCUCCACCUUCGACCUGGGACACGGGACCUCAGAGGGGCAAGCGCAAGGUCAAGUGAAAUCGAACAAAGUGGUUAUGAAAGUGAUCCCGCACACGGAGGGCGAUGCGCGAGAUUCAGGGAGAGUAUGGUGAGUAACGAAUCGGGGUAUCGCACGGAGGACUCGGAACCACAGACCGUGGCCCAGUUGUAUCAUCAGGGAAGGCGACAUAUUCGUAGUUGA
Molecule: messenger RNA, 2787 nt
Organism: Fonsecaea erecta
Lineage: Eukaryota; Fungi; Ascomycota; Eurotiomycetes; Chaetothyriales; Herpotrichiellaceae
Exons: 2
Coding region: 1-2787 (928 amino acids)
Source: RefSeq, a predicted model, not a curated record